CGAGGGGCGGAGCCAGCCUCACUUCCGUCGCCCGCGCCGCUGCCGAUUGGCUCCCGUCCGGAGCGCUCGCCUCGGGCGCGCGGUGUCCACCUGGGACCCGACUUCAGGUGCAGACCCGCCUGGCCACCGCCCCUCCCGCCCCGAGGGCGGUGGUUGCGUCAUCAGAAGCGGCGACUGCACCGCUGCAUCCCGCUCAGGCUUUGACGUGCUGCCCUGACGCCUUAGCUUUGAGGAGGUGGAAGUCAGGGUUGGGAGCUUUGAGGACCUCAUGGAGCCCAGAGGGACCAAGAGAAAAGCUGAGACGCCAGAGGCGGCAGAGCCUCCGAACAAACUCCCGCAUUCAGUGUCCUCACUGCGCACAGAGCCUUCUCUGUACUCUGGACCCUUUCCCUUCUACCGGCGCCCUUCCGAAUUGGGCUGCUUCUCCCUGGACGCACAACGCCAGUACCAUGGAGAUGCCCGAGCCCUCCGCUACUACAGCCCACCCCCCAUCAACGGUCCAGGCCCGGACUUUGACCUCAGAGAUGGAUACCCUGAUAGAUACCAGCCCCGGGAUGAGGAAGUCCAAGAGAGGUUGGACCAUUUGCUACGCUGGGUUCUGGAACACCGACACCAGCUGGGGGGUCCAGGCUGGCUGGCAGGGGCCACAGUGACAUGGCGAGGACACCUGACAAAAUUGCUGACCACACCAUAUGAAGGGCAGGAGGGCUGGCAGCUGGCAGCCUCUCGGUUCCAAGGGACACUGUACCUGAGUGAGGUGGAGACCCCAGCUGCCCGGGCUCAGAGGCUUGCUAGGCCACCCCUCCUCCGGGAGCUCAUGUACAUGGGCUACAAAUUUGAGCAGUACAUGUGUGCAGACAAACCUGGAGGCUCCCCAGACCCCUCUGGGGAGGUUAACACCAACGUGGCCUUCUGCUCUGUGCUACGCAGCCGCCUGGGAAACCACCCUCUGCUCUUCUCCGGGGAGGUGGACUGCAUAGACCCCCAGGCCCCGUCCACACAGCCCCCCGCCUGCUAUGUGGAGCUCAAGACCUCCAAGGAGAUGCACAGCCCUGGCCAGUGGAGGAGCUUCUACAGACACAAGCUUCUGAAAUGGUGGGCUCAGUCCUUCCUCCCCGGGGUCCCACAUGUUGUCGCUGGCUUCCGGAACCCAGAAGGUUUCGUCUGUUCCUUAAAGACCUUUCCUACCAUGGAGAUGUUUGAAAACGUCAGGAAUGACCGAGAAGGCUGGAACCCCUCUGUGUGCAUGAACUUCUGUGCUGCCUUCCUUGGUUUUGCCCAGAGCACAGUUGUCCAGGAUGACCCCAGGCUUGUCCACCUCUUCUCCUGGGAACCUGGUGGCCCAGUCACUGUGUCUGUCCAUCGGGAUGCACCCUAUGCCUUCCUGCCCACAUGGUAUGUGGAGGCUAUGACUCAAGACCCCCCAUCACUCUCAAAGACUCCCUCCCCCAAGGACUGAGGCUUCAGAGGACACACCAGUCCGGUCUAUUUGGAUAAUAAAAGCGUGUUUCUAAGCAGGU
This is a messenger RNA of Peromyscus eremicus (cactus mouse), 1520 nucleotides long. RefSeq names its product decapping exoribonuclease (gene Dxo). Gene Ontology annotation, cellular component: nucleus; cytosol. NCBI's taxonomy places the organism in Eukaryota, Metazoa, Chordata, Mammalia, Rodentia, Cricetidae. Gene Ontology annotation, biological process: nuclear-transcribed mRNA catabolic process; NAD-cap decapping. Gene Ontology annotation, molecular function: mRNA 5'-diphosphatase activity. The coding region runs from base 269 to 1459 and encodes 396 amino acids. The transcript is spliced from 7 exons. The record is from RefSeq and is a predicted model, not a curated record.